Molecule: messenger RNA, 2232 nt
Organism: Brassica rapa (field mustard)
Lineage: Eukaryota; Viridiplantae; Streptophyta; Magnoliopsida; Brassicales; Brassicaceae
Product: glutaredoxin
Biological process (GO): cellular response to oxidative stress
Cellular component (GO): cytoplasm
Molecular function (GO): glutathione disulfide oxidoreductase activity
Source: RefSeq, a predicted model, not a curated record
AAGUAUGUGUAGAUGUGUCUUUCAUGGUAAGAAUGUGUCUACACAUCCAAAAUGUGUCUCUUUAAGCUAAAUGUAAUAUCUAAAAAUAAUUAUUUCAAAUAUGAAAGUUGUGGCCAUUCAUAUAGAAUUUUGAGAGACUAUAAAUAGUUUAUUUCUAUAUAUAUAAGUAAUUCAUUAUAAAUUUUAGUUAUUUUAUAAUAUUAUAUAUUUAUAAAUUAUGGCAAUUAUUGGUGAUUAUAGACUUUGGUGAUGAACAAUUAUAACAUUGGAACUUUUGGUAAUGAUAUAUUCUGGUGAUGAACCAUUAUAAAUUUUGGUGUUAACAAUACUCUUAUGUAACUAUUGUGAUGUUUGGCUGUUAACGUUGCAACUUUUAACUUUUUGUAUAGGAAGUUAAGAUAAUUGGCAAAUCAUAAUUAAAAAUUGUUAAAAAUAUAGAUGUGUUUUUAACAUCAUCUCUAAAAUGUAUUAGUUUUAAGAGUAGUGUCUUUUUAAUUAGUUUUAAAAAAGAUUAAAAUAUCCAAAAUGUGUUUCUAAAAAUUGAAUAGUUGUGUCUUUUCAUUAUGCAAUAAGGUGUUUUUUUUUGUAAUGAUGUGUAUAUUCAAAAUAUAUUGUAAAUAUAUUAUCUUACAAUAAAUAUAUCUCGAAUUUAAAAAUUGUAACUAUUCAUAUAGUUCUUUGCAAAACUAUAAAUAGGUCAUAUCUAUAAGUUUUUUAUUGUAAAUCUUUCAGUGAAGAAAACAGGUUAUGUGUAGUUAACUGAUUACAAAUUUUUGAAUAUUUUCAGAUGAAAUGUUGUCAACAAAGGAUAAUAGGAAGGAUCAUUCAUGUUUGGAUAGCAAAAAAAAAUCUAAAACAAAAUAAUGAAAUUAUUAGUCUUAAUUUUCUUCUAUCAGAUGAAAAGGUGUGUUUUUUUUUACUUCAAUUAGUCGUCAUAAGCUACCUUAUUAAUUUAGAAAAUGAUUAAAUUUGAAUGUGUUUACUUUUAGUUAGUUUCAGUUGUUUUUGAUAUUCCUAAAUAAUUUAGCUAAACAGAUAAUAAGACAUAUAUCUUAUCUAAUAUUGACAUAUUUGUAAUUUUAAUACAACCAACCUACAAACAAAAUAUAUAUUUUUAAUAUCCCAAAAGUCAAUUAUAUAAUUUUGCUUUUCUUUAUAAAAUGAGUUCACGUGCGAUAUCGCACGGGUUCUUUACCUAGUAUUAAUAAUACUAAUUUGAUAAAAACACUGGUUUUCCAGUACUCCCCAAAUUUUUGGACCAGCUUCACGCAUUACAAACCAAUAAAGAUUGGAACAACAAACCAAUAAAUUCAAGGAGACCAUUUUUUUAAAAAAUAUGUUCAUUUAGCUAACUAUAAAAAUAUUUGAUUUUGUUUUGCCACCUUUUUUAAAAGGAAACUGCGAAAGUAUUUAUUUUUUAUUUUUAUUAACCCCCUCCAAAAAAAUACGUUUCAAAAUCGACGGCUGAUAUAUGAAACAAGCGUUUCAUAUAGUUGACUGAUGACAAAAGUCUGCAACUGCGUUUCGAUAAAGCGGAUUGAUUCGCUUCUUCUCCCAACAUUCCUGAGAAACCAAGAAAAGCGAAUCUAAAGUUAAAGAUGGCGAUGAAGAAGGCUAAAGAGAUCGUUUCCAGCAAUGUUGUCGUUGUUUUCAGCAAGUCGUAUUGCCCAUACUGUGUGAAAGUGAAAGAUCUUUUGAAGAAACUGGGAGCUAAAUUCAUCGCAGUUGAGCUCGACAAAGAAAGUGAUGGUGCCCAAGUUCAAUCAGCUCUUGCAGAAUGGACAGGACAACGCACCGUUCCCAAUGUAUUCAUAGGUGAAAAACACAUCGGUGGCUGCGAUUCGGUAACCAACUUGCACAGAGGCGGUAAGUUGGUUCCUCUGUUAACUGUGUCCAAACCAAGUUCAAAAAUCCGGUCCAGUAUCACAAAAGCCCGACAAGGAGAUAAUAUGCCCACGGAAGUUGAAGGUCCGUCCCGAGCUAGGAAGACAAGCCACACUGAACUGACACGGUCAAAGCAAAAACAUAAAGGAGGUCGGGACAUUAAAUAUGAUUUUAAAGACACUUGAUACUUGCCAAAGAUCACGUCACCAUUAUGAUCGAUUACUUUUGUACUCUUAUUCUCUGAUACCCCAGAGUCACCAUUGUUGUAUCACUUGUGUGAGAAAAGAAAUUCAAAAAAAUGAAUGUUUAAAAUUGUUUGUUUUAAGAAAUCUUCAUUAGAGUUCUUCA